GGGGAGUUCGUCUCUUGGAACAAUCUCGUAAAAUCGAAAUUCGAGAUUCCUUUCUGCUGAGUCGUUCUAGUAAUCACAUAGGAUCACAGAGGCCUUUGUUCCAAUUCCAAAGUGGAUGAUCUGCGGCUGAUGAUGUUGCUGGAGUCGAACUGGACUGCAGGAAACUGCGAAGAAGUCUCGCCUCACUCUUUGCCCCAGUGAAACAAGUAACUAGCUUAACGGCACUGUCGCGGGGCUAAUGGUUCGUGCUCUAUUGUUAUGUGAAGCGAACUGAAAGAAAUGCCGUGACGUCCACUUCGUUCCUUUAUAAAAACAUUUUGCGAUAGACUUUCGGCACACAGUUCAGCAUCCAGCUUCGAACAAGUGUCAAUGAUGUCGGGUCUCGUGAGGAGUAUGAGUGCUACGACAGUGACGCUGGUGUUCUGUUGCUGGGCUCUGAUGUGCACGGGUGCUUCUCUGACGGGACGCUGCAAGGUCAAACGUCACACGCAUAAGGCUAUGCAGACAGACCUUAAUGGAAGACGGUGCUGGGAUGAUGUUAAGAUCACUGGCUGUGGAGGAUACUGUCUUUCUUAUGAGAUUUCCGACUGGCAGUUUCCGUACAAACAGUCCCAUCACCCUGUGUGCGUGCAUGGGGACCGUAAGCACGCUUCAGUGAAACUGCGUCACUGCGACCCCGGGGUACAACCCGGCACUGACAUUUACCACUACGUUGAAGCUACCUCCUGCAGAUGUCAGGCAUGUUCAUCGGAGGAUACUAGUUGCGAGUGGCUACCCCCUGACUCUACACUUCUUGGAGGACUAGUUCUCAGGGAGGAAAUAGAAGAAGAGUUGGAACAAAAUACUUUUUAAAAUACACGAUUUUAUUAAUUACUGCUGUACUUAUACAUGUGGAAAAAGGGCCAA
Spodoptera litura is the source of this 906-nucleotide messenger RNA. It is a transcript of the gene GPB5, whose product is annotated as glycoprotein hormone beta 5. Gene Ontology annotation, biological process: G protein-coupled receptor signaling pathway. Gene Ontology annotation, cellular component: extracellular region; cytoplasm. Gene Ontology annotation, molecular function: hormone activity. The record is from RefSeq and is a predicted model, not a curated record. Lineage: Eukaryota; Metazoa; Arthropoda; Insecta; Lepidoptera; Noctuidae.